Messenger RNA from Opisthocomus hoazin, 1848 nucleotides. The record is from RefSeq and is a predicted model, not a curated record. NCBI's taxonomy places the organism in Eukaryota, Metazoa, Chordata, Aves, Opisthocomiformes, Opisthocomidae.
AUGGACCAUGGUGCCUUCUACUGGGGUGAGAGCCUGGCCCGCCCCAAACACGUGCGCUUUGCUGCGGAGAUGGCCCAUCACCUGCUGCGGUGGGAGCCGGGACACCACUCCCCCCGCGAUGUCCGCUACGAAGUGGAGCACAGAGCCUACGGCAGGAAUUUCUCCUGGAUGGCCAUCCCAAACUGCGUGAACAUCUCGGGGCACUCCUGCGACCUCACGUACUACACCCUGGAUCCUGCCCUGCGCUACUACGCACGGGUCAGGGCCGUGUCCGGAAACCACAAGUCCCCGUGGGAAAGGACCAACUCUUUCUCCCCACAAGAAGCCAGCCUGCGCCUGUCGGGCCAGAGCCUCUUGGUGAUGGGCAACACCAUCCACGUGCAGCUGCAGCUGCUCCUCAGGGCGGGGAACCUCACCGUGAAAUACGACGACAUACAGAAGUACGCAAGGCGAUACCGUGUCUACGUCAGGAGGGUGCAGGACAAUCGGACGUAUGAAGUGGUGGAGACCACCCCAGCGUUCAACAUCAGCAGUCUCUUCUGGGACACAGAAUACUGCGUCAGCGUGGAGCCCAACGUGGCCAGCCGGCAGAUCCGUGCCUUGCGCACUGCCGAGGAGUGCGUCACCAUCGGCGGGAGAGACAGGAGUACAGAGCUCGUCCCGAGCAUUGUCAGCUCCUCCUUCACCUCUGUGUUGCUCUUGGGCCUCCUGGGAGCUCUGAUGGUGUGCGUCUACAUAAAGAAACCCGUGAGGCCGCCAUCUGUCCUGAAGUCGUUCAUCAAGCAGAGCUCGCUGUGGGUGGAGCAGGAGUCCUGGUCUUCGGGCAGCCCCGACGCAGACCCUGUGCAGCAGCUGUUCCUGUGCAGGAAGGAGCCCCAGCAGGACAGUGGCCUUGACAGCAGCACCAGCGCAGCCCAGCUGCCCCCAGAGAAGGGCUGUAGGCUCCCAGCACAGCCUGAGGACCGAGUAUGCCUGCUGGGGCCAGGGGCCAGGAGCAGCAGAGACAGCAGCGGCACCAGCACCGACAGUGGCAUUUGCCUACACACCCCCUCCUCCUCCUCCUCUGCACUGAGCUGCUCCUCAGGCCCCGAGCCCCAGGGCUACAAGAGGCAGGAGCCCACUGGCGACGACAGUGGCGUGGGCUUGGGGAGCACCUGCCCCCGCUCGCCGUGCUCCUCCGAGGCCAGGCAGCCCUGCGGAGGGGAGCUCAGCCUCUGCCCCGCCGCCAGCCAGGACAACCAGCGAGACGUGGAGUUCCGCGGGUACCUGCAGCAGUCCAAGGGCACAGUGGACCCGCGGCAGGACCCAGCCAAGGGGGUGGCCUUCUCGGGCUGUGACGGAUCCCUGCAGGGCCCAGGCAGCUCUGACAUUGUGCUGGAUGUAGAGUGCUCCGAGCUGACUGUGGCCAAAGGGUAUUUGAAGCAGUCCUCUCCCAAGCAUCCCCACAGCCAAGCACAGGACCUUGCUCCAUGGGGGGCCCUUCGGGAGCCCGCUGUCUGGGGCUUUUCCAGCCAUCUGGAGCCCCGAGCCCCCACGAUGCAGAGCUACAGGGUGCCGGGUGCUCCCUUGGUCUCCAAAUGCAGCCCUGAUCUCCUGCACGCUCCCUUCAUCUUCAACACUGACCUCCCGGGGACGCUGCCCCUCACCUGCAGCCUCAGCAACAACGAAUGGCUCCCGCUGCAAAUCAACCCACUGAGCCUGCUCAGCGGGGACAGCAAGGACAGCCGCAUCCGAGACUCACCCGAGAAGCACUGGCUUAGCUACUUCUGGGGCUGCUUUGGCCCCAGUACCGCUGUGGCCAGCCCCCAGCGUGCCCCGCACCUUCCUUCCAGCCAGUCUCUGCCGUAA